Messenger RNA from Drosophila grimshawi, 993 nucleotides. RefSeq names its product 39S ribosomal protein L16, mitochondrial (gene mRpL16). Gene Ontology annotation, cellular component: ribosome; mitochondrial large ribosomal subunit. The record is from RefSeq and is a predicted model, not a curated record. The coding region runs from base 200 to 928 and encodes 242 amino acids. The transcript has 3 exons. Gene Ontology annotation, molecular function: structural constituent of ribosome; rRNA binding. Gene Ontology annotation, biological process: mitochondrial translation. Lineage: Eukaryota; Metazoa; Arthropoda; Insecta; Diptera; Drosophilidae.
AAUGUACGCAGAACUGAGCGAUAAUUAUGGAAUAUAGCAUAUAAUAGAUAUGUGCAUUUAAGAUUAUCAUGUUAUUAUUACAAUUAAUUAUCACAGCUUAAAAUCGAGAGUUUGCCAGUCUGGCAACGCUGCGCUGAUGCAACCAGCGGCAGGCAAGAAUUCGUGAAUUGACUCUUAUAAAAUAAUAAAAGAAAACAACAUGUGGUGCUUGAAAACGGUCACACAAGUACUUAAAAACAGCAUUGCGUCAAAUGUGAACUACAAUUGUAUAGCCGGCCUCAAAUAUUUCCCACCGCCAAUCAAAUAUGAAAAUAUUGAGAAAGUGGAACGACCCAAGCUGCGAAUUAUGGAGCGGAUGCCGCAACAUCCGCCCAAUUUGCGGCCUCCCAAAAUGCAGAAGCGUCUACGCUAUAUGCGCGGUCCGGAGCUGGUCCACAAUCAGCUGCUCCACAAACAGUAUGCGAUAGUUGCGACUGGAGGCGGUCGUUUGCGCUGGGGCCACUACGAGAUGAUGCGUCUGACGAUUGGCAGGAAGAUGAAUGUAAACACAAUGUUCGCCACAUGGCGAGUACCAGCACCCUGGCAGCCGAUAACCAAAAAGGGACAGGGCCAGCGCAUGGGCGGCGGCAAGGGGGCCAUCGAUCAUUAUGUGACACCGAUUAAGGCGGGUCGUGUCAUCGUUGAGAUCGCUGGCAGAUGCGAGUUCAUCGAGUGCCGCGGCUUCCUCCAGCAGGUGGCCAAUCAGCUGCCCUUCCAGGCCACUGUUGUCUCCCAGCAAAUGCUGGACGAGCAACGGGCGACAGAGGAGCGCCAGGCACGCCAAAACGAGAAUCCCUUCACUUUCAAAUAUGUUGUACAAAACAAUUUAAAUGGUUGCCAUCGAUGGCUGUCGCCAGUGGACCACAAGUGGUUCGGCAAGCAUUUAUAGAAUAGGUUAUAUCAGCUAGUUAAAUGUUUAAUAAAUUGAACAGCAUGUCAAUUGUUUUGUUUGAA